AUGCCGGUGAACAUGAUUCGGGAUGGUGAUGGAUCGCCUCGAAUUAGAUUGAUUGAGCCCACUGGUUCAACAGCUGAGGUGCUUCUGUAUGGUGCACAAGUUGUCUCUUGGAAGAAUGAACGAAGUGAAGAGCUGCUUUUCAGGAGCAGCAAGGUUUUAUCGAAACCGCCUAAGUCCAUCAGGGGCGGUAUCCCCAUUUGCUUUCCCCAGUUUUUGAACUUUGAUUCGCUGGAGCAACAUGGAUUUGCAAGGAAUAGGCUAUGGUCAUUUGAUGAUUCCCCUUUGCCCCCAGCUAACAAUCAGUCUACUGUGGAUCUUAUUCUGAAAUCCACAGAAGAGGAUUUGAAGAUUUGGCCACACAGAUUUGAGUUGCGGUUACGAGUUUCUCUGAGUGCCAACAAGCUCACCUUGAUUCCUCGAGUGCGAAAUACUGAUAGCAAGGCCUUUUCAUUCACAUUUGUUUUGUGUAAUUAUCUAUCUGUAUCUGAUAUCAGUGAAGUGCGUGUGGAGGGAUUGGAGACACUUGACUACCUUGAUAAUUUGUUGCAGAAAGGAAGAUUUACAGAGCAGGCAGAUGCAAUUACCUUUGACGGCCAGCCGAAUCCAAUUCAUCGCCGGCGAAUCCAUAAAACAUUUUGUACGAACGUUCCGUUAAAUUCACUGACAAAAAAUGAUAAUAACGACAUUCAUUUAUCGAUCGAAGAAAUUAAAGUGCCAUCUGGCUCUCUGUCUGUUAAAACUAUGACAUGGAUCAGUGUGGCUACUCUUACGAGCAAAAUUCUGGGAUUAAUUAGGGAGGUUACAAUGGCUUCAGCUUUUGGUGUUGGUCCUGUUGCCACGGCGUUCAAGUAUGCUUGGGUUUUGCCUGGUUUCUCUUCAUCGCUCCUUGGCGGUGUCAAUGGUCCCAUCCAUAUUAUUAUGGCAACCACUUUAAGUAAACUCCCGAAGCGCCGCCGAGAAAAACUAUUUCAACAUACGGUCACCAUUAUGUUUCUGGUAGGAGCUGUUGUGGGUACUCUCGUGUGCAUAUUUUCUGAGUUCAUAAUUCAUAUGUAUGCACCUGGUUUGUGGAUCUUGGCAGAAGGCCGAAUUGUAAGAGAAAUAGCUAUCGAGCAGUUGAAAAUAAUGACUCCGUGUAUAGUCCUUGCGGGUCCUGUUGGGCUUGGGUUUGGAUACAUGAGUGCAGAAGGAAAUAAUGUUCUUCCUUCUAUUAGCCCUGCUUUGUCCAGCUCUCUCCUGAUUGUCUGUUGUCUCAUCUAUACUUUUACCAGACAAUCAAGGGCUUCCUAUUCUGGUGGAAGUCUGCUAUCAUUAGGAGUUUCACUCGGGUUAUUUCUGCAGUGGAUCAUCCAGACCAUGGUGCUUAGGGGACGAUGGUGCAGUAAUAUUCCACAUUCCUUAAUUACUGCCUUGACAAGUGGAGAUGUUCAUGAGUUCUUCACAUUGCUGAUACCAGCGACCAUUAGUUCUGGCUUGGCACAAAUUGCAUCUUUUACAGACCUUUGUUUUGCAUCUUUCAUUCCUGGUGCUGCGGCUAGUCUCUCCUAUGCAUAUCUUAUGGUCAUGGCUCCAGUGGGCGUGCUUUCGAGCAUAGUUGUGCUGCCUCUUUUACCUUCUAUCUCGAAACUGGCGAAGACCGCAUCCUGGGAGAGCUUAAUGGAAAAUUUAAUGAAAUCUUUGCUACUUUGCAUGGUAGUUCUCUUGCCCAUUUUGUCAAUCAUGUGGAUCCUGGCAGAGCCAAUCAUCCAUUUUUUGUUUGAACGCUAUGCAUUUGAUUCUUCAGCUAGUGCUCUAGUAUCUUCCCUCUUCGUUGCUUAUUCCUUCAGCGCACCAUUCUUCAUCAUCAGAGACCUGUUAGUCGCAGUGUUUUAUGCCCUUGGUGAUGGGAAGGGACCUUUCCUGGUCAGUGUAGGUUCUAUUGCUUUGAAUGCCAUUUUGAACUGGCUUUCAGUCUCCAGAUAUCACCUAGGUGCACGGGGACUGGCGCUCUCAACGUCAUUUUCAGCUGCAAUGUCGGUUGUUGUUAUGUUCCAUCUCCUCCAGAAGAAGCUGCCUGGAAUGUCAAAUUAUGCUGCGUUGAUCCGUACCAUUAUGCUACUACAUUUUUGCUGCAUCACAUCAAGCUUCAGUACAUCAAUUGGUUAUAAAAUGACUUGCAAUAUGUUAAAUUCAACCUUUCAAACAAGGUUCUUUAUGUCUAAAGAGCUCCUUGCCAUAUCGUUAGCAAGUGUUGUCGGAAUUAUUGGCUUCUUUCUUCCUGUUGUGCUGCUAUAUUUUUCCGGGUAUGAAUGCGUAAAGGAUUUGUAUAGGAUACUGAUGAACCAAAAAUCAUUAAGACAGACCAGUGGCUGA
This is a messenger RNA of Fraxinus pennsylvanica, 2352 nucleotides long. NCBI's taxonomy places the organism in Eukaryota, Viridiplantae, Streptophyta, Magnoliopsida, Lamiales, Oleaceae. The record is from the annotation of a GenBank genome assembly.